GCUUUAACAAGAUGAGGUUGCUUGAAACCCUAUUUUUCGCCUCAACUCUUCUAGUCACCACCCGUCCUGAAGAAAUCCCCACUGGGGUUGUAGUAACCAACGGUCCCGCUUGUGCCCAGAUCGGUACUUCCAUUCUGAAGAAAAAUGGUACUGCGGUGGAUGCAGCAAUCGCUUCACUUUUCUGCGAGGGUGUUUCGGUACCCGACUGCAUGGGUCUUGGUGGCGGUUUUCUCAUGAACAUAUACAUAAAAGAUGGAGGUAAGAGCCACUUUUUGGUUGCUAGAGAAACAGCUCCGGAAAAAGCCAACGAAACGAUGUUUGGGAGUGACGAGGAUUCUGCGAUUAGAGGGGGAUUGGCGGUGGCAGUACCAGGAGAGUUGAGGGGAUAUUGGGAAGCUUACAAUAAGUACGGAGGGGGUGUAGCUUGGAAGGAUUUGAUACAACCAACGAUAGAUUUGUGUAAUGAGGGAAUCCCCGUGACGAAAUACGUGGCGGAGGUUAGUGAAGCUAACAAGGAGGUCAUAAUGAAAGACAAUAUCCUUCGGGAGAUUUUCAUCAAUCCAACAACAAACCAAACGUAUGCCGAAUCCGAAAAAAUCACGCGACCUCGCCUGGCCAAAACCUUGCAACUCAUAGCCGAUUACGGUGCCGACGUUCUUUACAACGGUGCUCUAACGUCAGACUUCGUCAAAGACAUCCAGGCUAAAGGUGGCAUCAUCACUGAGCAAGACCUCAACAACUACACCCCUUUGUGGUUAACCCCCAUCCCAUUCCAACUCCCCUACAACCAAACCCUCCACGCAGCCCCCCUCCCAGGCUCCGGUCUAAUCCUCGGCCUCAUCAUGAACAUCCUCAACGACUUCCUCGACCCCUCCGAACCCACCUCAGUCACCAACUGGCAGCGCGUCAUCGAGAGCUUCAAAUUCGGCUUCGCCAAACGCACAGAACUCGGCGAUCCCGACUUCGUCGACGUCACUGAGAUAGUCAACCAACUAAAAUCGACAAGCUUCGCCCAAGAACUACGUGCCCUCAUUUUUGACAAUCAAACGUUUGAAGAUCCGGGUUAUUAUGGGGCUAACGUGACGCAGCCUUUGGACCACGGUACUGCCAAUAUGUGUGUGCUGGCGCCCAACGGAGACGCGGUGUCCGUGACGAGUACCAUCAACUAUAGUUUUGGGGCUGGGAUUGCCUCUGAGAGUACCGGGAUUAUUUUGAAUGACCAGAUGGAUGAUUUUUCGUCGGCGGGGUUUGAUAAUGUCUAUGGGGUACCGCCGUCUCCGAGCAACUAUAUAGUACCGGGGAAGAGGCCCAUGUCGUCGAUGAAUCCCUCCAUUGUCGUGGAUGAUAGUGGGGAUGUUAGACUGGUGGUUGGUGCAUCUGGAGGAACAAAGAUUAUCACGUCUGUGGCGUUGGUUAUGAUUAAGAAUUUGUGGUUUAAUUAUACGAUUAAAGAUGCUGUUGAGGAUAAGAGGUUGCACCAUCAGUUGUUUCCAAUGCAGCUACUGGUGGAAGAAGGGUACUCACAGGAUUUCCUGGACGCUCUUACCAUGAUUGGACAUAAUGUAUCCAUAGUGGCACCCCCUGAUCAUUUUAAUGCCGUAACCUCAAUUUCUAGAGAGGGUGGUACUUUCUCUGGUACCUUUGAUCCAAGGAGAGGGGGUGGCGAAGAGUACAUCUACAGUACGACUGAUGGUACUUAAAUGGUCAAUGAAUUUUAUUUGUUUGUGUGACGUUUUAUCAAUAUUAUAAUUUAAAAAAU
Molecule: messenger RNA, 1759 nt
Organism: Zophobas morio
Lineage: Eukaryota; Metazoa; Arthropoda; Insecta; Coleoptera; Tenebrionidae
Product: glutathione hydrolase 1 proenzyme-like
Exons: 7
Coding region: 12-1700 (562 amino acids)
Biological process (GO): glutathione catabolic process
Cellular component (GO): plasma membrane
Molecular function (GO): glutathione gamma-glutamate hydrolase
Source: RefSeq, a predicted model, not a curated record